AUGCAGCGCUACAAGGUCACCAAGCAGCUGGGCGACGGCACCUACGGCAGCGUGUUCAAGGCGAAGAACAAGCAGACGGGGGAGGUGGUGGCCAUCAAGAAGAUGAAGCGCAAAUACUACACGUGGGACGAGUGCCUGGCACUGCGCGAGGCGCGUGGUGUGCGCAGCCUGCGCAAGCUGCACCACCCCUGCAUCGUGCAGCUGAAGGAGGUGAUCCGCGAGAACGACGAGCUGUUCUUCGUUUUCGAGUACAUGGACUGCAACCUGUACCAGAUGGUGAAGGACCGCGACAAGUACUUUGCCGAGAGCCGGGUGCGCAACUGGACGUACCAGAUCCUGCAGGGCCUGGCCUUCAUGCACAAGCAGGGCUACUUCCACAGGGACAUGAAGCCGGAGAACCUGCUGGUGCACCGCGACACAGUGAAGAUAGCAGACUUUGGGCUGGCCAGAGAGAUCCGCUCGCGCCCGCCCUACACAGACUAUGUGUCCACCCGCUGGUACCGCGCCCCCGAGGUCCUGCUGCGCUCCCCGCACUACGGAGCCCCCAUCGACAUGUUUGCCGUGGGGGCCAUCAUGGCGGAGCUCUACACCCUGCGUCCCCUCUUUCCGGGCAGCUCAGAGCCCGAUGAGCUGCACAAGAUCUGCUGCGUGAUGGGCACCCCCAGCGCCGCCACCUGGCCAGAAGGACUGCAGCUGGCGCAGCAGAUGAGCUUUCGCUUCCCGCAGCAGGCCGCGCAGCCGCUGGCGAAGCUGGUGGCCACGGCCAGCCCAGAGGCGGUGGAGCUCAUGACGGCGAUGUGCCAGUGGGACCCCAAGCGCCGCCCCAGCGCGGUGCAGGCCCUGCAGCACCCGUACUUCUGCGUUGGCAUACGCAGCCCGCCCGCGCUG
Molecule: messenger RNA, 888 nt
Organism: Chlorella variabilis
Lineage: Eukaryota; Viridiplantae; Chlorophyta; Trebouxiophyceae; Chlorellales; Chlorellaceae
Exons: 7
Biological process (GO): protein phosphorylation; intracellular signal transduction
Cellular component (GO): cytoplasm; nucleus
Molecular function (GO): ATP binding; protein serine/threonine kinase activity
Source: RefSeq, a predicted model, not a curated record